AGUGUCUAAUACACUGGAAAAAUCAAAGCGCGAGCCUCCCCCGUUCACACACCACCGGUGUUGCGCGUGGAGCACAACACAGAGAGAGAGAGAGAGAGAGAGAGAGGUGCCUUUACUCUCUUCUCCUCUCUCGUCCCCUCCUUUUAACUUAUCCACACAUAGAUGUUACAAACUUAGUUCUGAAGAUAUAUAUUUUUUAAAUUUAAUUUGGGAAAGGCGCUGCUUUUGUAUGUACUUUUUUAGCUGUAGUCUACAGUUGAAGGGCUUUAUAAGGCGAAAGAUGUCUGGAUGAGGUGAUUUUUACGCACUCCAUUGAAAUGGAUCACAGACUCUCCAGAGGCAGCUGGGUACCGGUGACUGGGCUGGUUGUAUGUCUGCUUCUAUGUGCGUGUGUUGUGGACCUGGUUCUUGCGCAAAUUCGUUACUCCAUUCCCGAAGAGCUGGAGCACGGAGCUUUUGUGGGCAACAUCGCCGAAGACCUGGGUUUGGAUGUGGCCAAGUUGUCAGCCCGUCGGUUUCGUAUAGUCUCCGGCGCAAAGAGGCAGUAUUUAGAAGUGAACUUGGAGAAUGGCAUUCUCUUCGUCAACGAAAAGAUGGACAGAGAGGAGCUGUGUGAACGAAGCCCGAGCUGUUUUUUACACCUACAAGUGGUAAUUGAAAACCCAUUAGAACUGUACAGAGUGGAAGUGGAGAUUUUAGAUGUGAAUGACAACUCUCCCAGUUUCCCAUGGAGCGAGUUUAAUCUUGACAUCACAGAGUCGGCUGCGCCUGGCUCCUGUUUCCCGUUAGAGAGUGCACAGGACCAGGACGUGGGCACCAACUCUCUGCGCUCUUACCAGCUAAGCGCAAACCAGCACUUUGUACUGAAUAUCCAGACGCGCAAUGAUGGAAGCAAGUUUGCUGAGCUCGUGCUGGACACCCCUUUGGACCGGGAACAGCAGAAAAGGCACGAAAUGGUUCUGACUGCCUUUGACGGGGGGUCGCCGGAACGCUCUGGUACAGCACUGAUAACUAUUACAGUGUUAGACGCAAACGAUAACGUGCCCGUAUUUGACCGCUCAGUUUACCGGGCGAGUCUGGUGGAGAACGCACCGAGGGGUACGCUGGUGCUGAAGCUAAACGCCACAGACCUGGAUGAGGGCUCCAAUGGAGAGGUGACCUACGCGUUUAGCGGGCACGCACCCCUCAAAGUGCGCGAGCUGUUCAGCGUGGAACCGUACACGGGUGAAAUCCGAGUGAAGGGCAUUGUGGACUAUGAGAAAGCCAGUGUAUUUGAGCUGUAUGUGCAAGCAAAAGACAGGGGACCCUCGGCUGUGGCUGUGCACAGUAAAGUGCUGGUAGACAUACUGGAUGUCAAUGACAACGCGCCCGAAGUCAUUCUCACAUCAGUGUCCACUCCUGUGCAGGAAGAUGCGCCACCGGGCACGGUGAUAGCUGUCAUCAGUGUUAUGGACCGGGACUCGGGAGAGAACGGAAACGUCGACUGCCAAAUUCCGAGCAACGUCCCCUUUCAGCUCCAUUCAUCUUUUAAAAACUAUUAUACCCUGGUGACAAGCGAGUUUCUGGACAGGGAAGCGGUGUCCGAGUACAACAUCACCCUAACAGCCCGAGACUUGGGCUCUCCUUCGCUCUCCACCAGAAAAACAAUGCUCGUUCAACUGUCUGACAUUAAUGACAACCCCCCACGGUUCUCUCAACCUUCAUACACAGUGUAUGUGACCGAGAAUAAUGCCCCGGGCGCUUCCAUUUGCUCUGUAACUGCAUUCGACCCCGAUUCUAACCAGAACGCAUAUCUGUCUUAUUCUAUUCUGGACGGUCAGAUUCAGGGCAUGCCCGUGUCCACGUAUGUGUCAAUCAACUCUGACAACGGUAAUAUCUACGCACUGCGCUCCUUUGAUUAUGAGCAACUUAGAAACUUUCAGAUUCUGGUGCAGGCGCAGGACGCUGGUUUCCCCCCUCUCGCCAAUAAUAUCACAGUCAACGUCUUUGUCUUGGACCAGAACGACAAUGCACCUGUUAUCGUGUCCCCGCUUCCCAAAAACGGCACCGUGGCCACAGAGGUGGUUCCGCGGUUAGUAGACGCUGGUUAUCUGGUUACCAAAAUAACAGCGUUAGACGCGGACGCAGGGCAAAACUCCCGGCUGUCCUAUCAGGUGUUGCAGGCUACAGACCCAGGGCUGUUCAGCGUGGCUCUGUACACGGGCGAAAUCCGGACUAUUCGCCGGCUCGUGGAAAAAGAUGUAACAAGGCAAAGACUGGUCAUAUUAGUCAAGGACAACGGACAGCCGCCGCUCUCCGCCACGGUCUCUAUUGUCCUGACAGUGGUCGACAGCGUGCCCGAGUCCCUGUCAGAUUUCGGAGACCUCACGCUCAGCCCACAGCCCCCCUCAAACCUCGCUCUCUACUUGAUCGUGUCACUGAGCACAAUAUCUUUAAUAUUCCUUGUGGCUAUAAUUGUGCUCGCUGCAGUCAAGUGCUACAAGGACAGGGAGACCAUCAGCGGGUACAACCUUCCCCCGUUCGCCUGCUGCUGUUGCGGGGGGUUUCAGCCCGAUCCGCCUCCGGAGGUGUUCAAAAAAUCCAACCUCAACCUGCAGAUUUCAUCCGCGGCCAAAGUGCCCACGAACUGCAUGGAGGUGAAUGGAAACAGCAGUCUCUCCCAGUCAUAUUGUUACAAAGUGUGCCUGACUCCCGAAUCUGCCAAAAGUGACUUCAUGUUUCUGAAGCCGUGCAGCCCCGGCAGCACACCGAGGAACAACGAGACGAAGAGCGCGGAAAACUCGUGGAACGCGCAAAGCCGGAGCGCAUCUGUGAACAACGGCGCAACUACUCCAAACGAGCUGAAGCAGCCAAACACAGACUGGACUCUUACGAAAAAUCAGAACUCCUCCAUCAAAAGUUAUAACUCCAUCAACAUGGAUGGCACCCUCAUGCGUAAGGCCAUGCAUGCUGACCCAGAAAACUAUGUCACAUCCAUGGCGCCUGGACAAUACUGGACCUGGGGUACUCAUAUGAGAGGGGUGAAAGACUAUAAGAUGUCUCCUUCGACCAGUGGGGUCCCCUCUCGCCCCUGGACUCCUCGGUGCACACCUCCUCCCCAACAGCAGCAGCCGUCAAUCCCACCACACCCUCACCCACACCCACACCCACAACCUUACCCAAACCCACACCCAAACCCACACCCACACCCACACCCACCACCUGACUACCACCACAAUGUGUACAUCCCUGGGACACCAUCAGGCUUUUGCACCCUGAGGCCCGCAGUACAGCGAAGCGAGCUCGACGUCCACAAUGCCUUCUCCACCUUUGGCAAGAGGCGACGUCUUCAGAUGUCCCCCCAGGGAGAGGCUGCGAUUAUAAAUAAUGACCUGUACAAUGACUGACUUUUCAAUGAUUGUCUGAAUGGAAUAUUAAAAUGACAUAUAACCUCAUAUGAAAACAGAGGAAAGAGAACAUCCAACUCAUAGAUUAAUGAACAUAUGAUUUACAAGUUGGAUGAAAAAUAUACAAGCGAAAUAAUGACUGAACAAUCCAGUUUGGCUAAAAUGCUGAAGGGAAAUUAAGUCUGAUGGCUAUUUAUGUGACAUGCCACUGCAACAUGGUCAAUGUGUGCAUCUGCCUAUUAUUAUCAUUAUUAUUAUUAUUAUUAUUAUUAUUAUUAUUAUUAUUAUUAUUAUUAUUAUUAUUUAGACAAUCAAACUGGAGCAGCAAUUACAUCCAAAAUGUUUCAAAAAAGCAUCAGUGGAAAAUACUUUUAUAUUUUUGGUUUUAUGAAAAUAAAAAUUGUUUUUUUUUUGUAUAUGUUUGUUCGCUGAGCUUGUGUGAAUAUUACAAAGUAUAAAAAUGUAUAUGCAAGCUGCAACAUGAUGCAGACAACUGUAAAGAGGGGGGAUUCUCCCCACACAUGUACUGUAUACAUUUAUGGAAAUAAAGUAUUUUUUUCACAAGGUCUGUGUCAUGACUCCUAGACAUGCAUGUGUAAUUGAUAAAACUCGAAGCUAACCCCACCCAUGCGUACUGAUUACGCACACACUCAAACACAGAUUUGGUCGAUCUGCAUGCAUGAAGCAUUUAGAUGUAAGUUUCCCAUAUGUAUGUGUAAUUAGCUUGAGUCAAUUAUUUUGGUGUGGAUAAAGUUCCACAGCUACUCUUACAAGGGUGGAAAGCUUUUUGCCUUGGUGAGCUGUUUUCCACAGUGAGGAAUAAACACAGUAAAAUGCUAACAUAUGCUAAUUGGAGUGCUUGCAUUUCCAUUUGCCCGCGGAGAAUAGUGGGGUUCAUUAACUGAACAAACAAAACCUCCUCUCUCGAAAUAUCACUUUAAUUAGCACCAUGAACAC
Anarrhichthys ocellatus (wolf-eel) is the source of this 4343-nucleotide messenger RNA. Its product is annotated as protocadherin beta-15. The record is from RefSeq and is a predicted model, not a curated record. Lineage: Eukaryota; Metazoa; Chordata; Actinopteri; Perciformes; Anarhichadidae. Gene Ontology annotation, cellular component: plasma membrane. Gene Ontology annotation, molecular function: calcium ion binding. Gene Ontology annotation, biological process: homophilic cell-cell adhesion.